ACUCAUCAGGACAGCCACGCCCAUCUUGCACUCCACGUGGACCCACCAAACCAAAACGCUAUCUCUACUGCACUGAAGAUAAAGCCUUAGAUCAAGCUAUUGCUGCCCAAAACUAGCUGAUAAUGGACUCUCCUAAGCUAAAGAACAUUGCUACUCUAGAAGGGCACCUGGAACGUGUGUGGAAUGUGGCCUGGAAUCCUACAGGCACACUGUUAGCAACAGCCGGGGCAGACAAGACAAUUCGUAUCUGGGGCUUGGAGGAUGAGCAGUGGGUGUGUAAAACUGUCCUCAGUGAUGGCCAUCAGAGGACCAUCAGAUCAGUGAGUUGGUCACCAUGUGGUAACAUGCUGGCAUCGGCCAGUUUUGAUGGCACCGUCUGUAUCUGGGACAAGAGGAGUGGAGAGUUCCAGUGCACGAGUACGCUGGAGGGUCACGAGAACGAGGUCAAGUGUGUAGUGUGGUCAGUGUCUGGAGCCCUCCUCUCCACGUGCAGCCGAGACAAGAGUGUGUGGGUGUGGGACGUGCUGGAUGAUGGGGAGGAGUUUGAGUGUGCCAGUGUCCUCCAUCACCACACACAGGACGUCAAGUGUGUACGCUGGCAUCCAACUGAGAAUUUGCUGGCCUCUGCUAGUUACGAUGAUACUGUCAAAAUAUACAAAGAGGAUGAUGAUGAUUGGACUGCCUGUGCUUCCCUGGAGGGCCAUGAAUCUACCGUGUGGUCCAUAGCAUUCGACUCCACUGGGGAAAGAUUAGCUUCUUGUAGUGCUGACAAGACUGUGAAGAUAUGGAGAUCAUACAAGCCUGGAAAUGAACAAGGUGUCCCCACUCCCUCCAGUGACCCAGUGUGGAAGUGUGUGUGCACACUGUCAGGACAGCAUAACAGGCCCAUCUAUGACAUCAACUGGUCGGCCUCUGGUGCUAUAGCGACUGCCGGUGGAGACGACAUCAUCAGGAUAUUCAGAGAGACUCCCGGAUGCGAUGCACAUCAACCAACGUUUGAUCUCGUGUGGGAACAACCAAAGGCCCAUGAGAGCGAUGUCAACUGUGUGACGUGGAAUCCUAAGAACUCAUCUAUGUUAGCUUCAUGUUCUGAUGACUGUAAAGUUAAGAUUUGGAAUUUUUCAUAAACACUUAUAAUUAUAUAUAGGAAGAAUCAACAGAAUGCAAUUUAUUGCUGGCCAGUUCUAUCAUUAUAAUUUGCUAUAAUUAUAGCAGUGUAUUUUAGUUAGUGUCUUUUGUGUCUAUAUUCUUUGUAUGUUUUCCAAAUGAACAAUGUUGUCAGAAAGUUAA
Halichondria panicea is the source of this 1290-nucleotide messenger RNA. Its product is annotated as probable cytosolic iron-sulfur protein assembly protein CIAO1 homolog. Gene Ontology annotation, cellular component: cytosolic [4Fe-4S] assembly targeting complex. The coding region runs from base 123 to 1127 and encodes 334 amino acids. The record is from RefSeq and is a predicted model, not a curated record. The transcript is spliced from 12 exons. Gene Ontology annotation, biological process: iron-sulfur cluster assembly. Gene Ontology annotation, molecular function: protein binding. NCBI's taxonomy places the organism in Eukaryota, Metazoa, Porifera, Demospongiae, Suberitida, Halichondriidae.